AUGUAUACUGGUUACGAAUUUCCUAGCAGCGAUCAACAGCACGAAAUGACCACCGCCGUUUUCAUCAUCGUUCAUCGGGGUCCCAGCGUUGUCCGCGCUGUGGCGACGAGUCAUCUCGCAGCGCGUUUGCGCUGCGGCUCAUGGCCACCGCUGCUUGCGGCCAUAUUUGUGCAUUGGAUGCAGACGAUCAAAUGUGUGGUCGUCGGAGAUGGUGCCGUAGGAAAAACUUGUUUGCUCAUUUCUUAUACUACUAAUAAGUUCCCUUCCGAGUACGUUCCCACGGUGUUCGACAAUUAUGCGGUCACUGUCAUGAUUGGUGGUGAACCAUACACUUUGGGACUUUUCGAUACUGCGGGUCAAGAAGAUUAUGAUCGUCUGCGACCUCUUUCAUAUCCGCAAACUGACGUCUUCCUCGUCUGUUUCUCUGUAGUUGCGCCAGCGUCAUUCGAGAACGUUCGCGAAAAGUGGGUCCCAGAAAUCGCUCAUCAUUGUUCAAAAACUCCAUUUUUGCUAGUGGGAACGCAGGUUGAUCUACGAGAUGACCCUUCGAUGUUAGAGAAGCUGGCCAAGAACAAGCAAAAACCAAUCUCGCAAGAUACUGGGGAAAAAUUAGCGAAAGAAUUGAAAGCCGUCAAGUAUGUGGAAUGUUCGGCACUCACUCAGAAAGGAUUGAAGAAUGUCUUUGACGAAGCAAUCAUGGCUGCCUUGGAGCCUCCACCGAUGGAAAAGAAGAAGAAAUGCACACUACUGUGAGAGUACAGCGAACCCAAAAGAGCGAAGCAGUUAUUAUAUAAUCUGCGUCAAUAAUGUGCUUGCUUCCGCGUGAUUUGUCUUCGCCAUUGUCGAUCCACACACAACUCAUUCACUCAUACACUAUAUACCUUGCGAAUAGCUCGAACUGGGCCCUAUAACUCCUCUAAAUUGCGUGUACACUCUGGCGCGUCUCCGAUUGAUUAAUACGAUCAGAAUAAUCGUCGUUCUAGGCACAAAGUUGCUUAGCUCGGAAAUAUUAUAUUGUAUGUUCAUCUAUUCAUGUGUUUGACUGCCUUUGAUUAUAAACGGUUUUCAAAGAGAGCCUGUUUGUCAACGGUUGUCUUGUACGUACGAAAACUCUUUACUGCAAGUUUAACAAUUUUGUCAAAGCAC
Cylicocyclus nassatus is the source of this 1146-nucleotide messenger RNA. Lineage: Eukaryota; Metazoa; Nematoda; Chromadorea; Rhabditida; Strongylidae. The record is from the annotation of a GenBank genome assembly.